AUGGCCGCUUGCCGUUUGGCAGCCAGCGCAGCUGUGCCAACCUCUUACUGUUCCCCUCCCCCAGUCUCAACUAUUGAGCCUUCAGCCAGCCAGAUCUCGGCCACAGCGGCAACAGCCACGGCAGUCUCUUCCACAAGCAACGUCAAAGGACUUGCCUUUAGCCGCUUCUACCAGAUCUGGCUGGAGAACAUUGACUUCUCGGAAGCCGCCGGAGACCCAAACCAAGCAUGGCUGGCAGACCAAGGCAUCACGCUCAGCAACUACUGGGCGACCACUCAUCCCUCGGAGCCCAACUACUGCGCGGCAGCCGGUGGGGACAACUUCGGAAUGGACAGCGACGACUUCCACGCCAUCCCCGAAGACAUUGCUACCGUGGUCGAUCUCCUCGAGACCAAGGGUAUUUCGUGGGCCGAGUAUCAGGAACACAUCCCAUUCCCAGGGUUCCAGGGUUACAACUACUCCAACCAACAGACCUUCCAUGAUGACUACGUCCGCAAGCACAACCCUUUGAUUCUGUACCAGUCGAUCACCAACAACGCCACCCGGUCGGAGCUGAUCAAGGGAUUCGAUGAUUUCGGGAACGACCUCAAAGACCACAACCUUCCCCAGUGGGCUUUCAUCACACCGAACAUGACCAACGACGCCCACGACACCAACAUCACGUUUGGUGCUCGCUGGGAACGCAACUGGCUUGAGCCGCUGCUGAAGGACGAGUACUUCAUGAACGACACCCUAGUCCUUUUGACCUUUGACGAGAACGAAACCUACGAAGUCGAAAACAAGAUCUUCUCGGUCCUGAUUGGCGGCGCUGUGCCUGAAGAACUGCGUGGAACCACCGACGCCACCUUCUACAACCACUACUCGACCAUCGCCUCCGUUUCGCAGAACUGGGGUCUCCCGUCCCUAGGCCGCUGGGACUGCUCGGCCAACGUCUUCGAGCUGGUGGCCAACAAGACCGGCUACCAGAACGCUGCCAUUGACCUGAACGAUGAGGCCAUCUUCUAUAACUCCUCCUACCCUGGCCCGUUGUCGAAGAAGAAGUAUAUCCCUACCUGGCCGGUGCCGACAAACUCCUCCACAUGCGCCAACGGAAUGGGUGUCUUGGACUCGGUGGUGCAGUCGAUCAAGGGCCAAGCUCCUACCUACAAUUACAGUAGCCCGUAUCCUUACGACCCGGUCUCUGGACUCGAUGUCCCCCAUGACACGACCAAGGCUCCUCCGAAAUAG
Messenger RNA from Capronia coronata CBS 617.96, 1227 nucleotides. Its product is annotated as acid phosphatase. Gene Ontology annotation, molecular function: hydrolase activity, acting on ester bonds. Lineage: Eukaryota; Fungi; Ascomycota; Eurotiomycetes; Chaetothyriales; Herpotrichiellaceae. The record is from RefSeq and is a predicted model, not a curated record. The coding region runs from base 1 to 1227 and encodes 408 amino acids. Gene Ontology annotation, biological process: phospholipid catabolic process. The transcript has a single exon.